Molecule: messenger RNA, 1328 nt
Organism: Moneuplotes crassus
Lineage: Eukaryota; Ciliophora; Spirotrichea; Euplotida; Euplotidae
Source: the annotation of a GenBank genome assembly
UUUAUUUGGAGAAAAGAUGAAUAAAUUUGAGGAACUUUUGGAAAGAUUUAAUGGUCUCUUAAAUAGAUUCGAAGGGAAUUCAGGUAGUGCUACUACUACUAGUGCUUCAGGAGGUGGUCAAGCAACCACUAGUGAAACUGCAAAAUCUACAGUUGCUAAACCUACUAGGCUUCACAAGGCAGUCAAAGGAUUUGACUCUGUUAUAAAUGAGAAGAUGGCUGAAUUCUUGACACUUGCAGAGAAGCACAGCAACAAGAAGAUCUUGGAAGCAUCCCAAGUUAUCAAAGAGAUGUUCGACCUGAUUAGAAAUAUCAUUCAAGCAGUUACUAUGAGCAAGGGAACCAAAGCAGAAGUGAUGGGUGAAUUAGUCACUCCUUAUAGCAAAUCUUUGGACAAGAAGCUUGGCAAGUUCUUAAGAGAUCCUGAUAUCAAGAACCAUGUUAAGGCACUAAUUGAUAGUCUUCAGCUUAUCCAGUUACCUCUCAUGCAUGAUCCUCAUGAUAUGGGCAAGGAGUUCUUAGCCCAAAUUGACUUUUUCGGAAAUAAAGUGUUGAUGAUGAGAGUUGAACAAGAAACUAAAUGGUAUAAUGCAUUCAAAAUCGGCUUGUGCACAACCUUCUUUGAUUAUAUCGUAGAUGCUUACGAGAAUGGGCUUCCCUUCAGCAGAGAAGGAAGCGAUUUCAAGGAUAUUUUCCAGAAUCUCCAAUCAGGAGGAUCUCCAGCUCCUGUUGAAGAGGAGAAGAAGGAAGAGGUUAAAAAGGCAAAACCUUCUAAGAAGUCUGGAGCUAAGGAAGACAAGCCUAAGCCAAAGCGUGAGCCCAAGAAGGUCAAGAUUGGUAAAGUCUGGGAUAUCUCAUACUAUGAAAACGAGACUUUUGAGUAUAAGGAGGGAGAAUUAGAUAUGACUGAAUCCCUUGUGGUCAGUGUAUGCAAUAAUUCUAAUGUUAUCACCCAUGGAAAGAUCAAGAGCGUGAUCCUAAAUAACUGCACAAACUGUGCGGUUGUAGUGGAUACCAUUGUCUCUUCAAUUGAGUGCAUGAAUUGAAAGGAUAUUAAGAUUCAGAUCAAUGGAAAAGGUUCUCUUGUUGCUUUAGAAAGAUCCAACAAUACUGAAAUUUAUUUGAAUGAAGAAUCUAUGAAUGUCAAGGUCAACACUACUCACUGCCAGAAUACAGGUUUGAACUUCCCAACAGAAGAGCCAGAUGAGCUUGGUAAUGACCAGGCUGCUUUGCCAGUUCCAGAAACUUACUGCACAACUAUUAAGAAUGGCGAACUGGUAACCGAAAUGGUUAUCCUUGAUUAAGAUUUACCUCAAAAUGUUCAACCAA